AUGCAGUUUGGAGAUCGCGUAGAGACGACGGCGCCAGUGGACUACGUGGAGAGCAUUGGUGGCUUCCUGCUCGACGUAGUCGGAGUGUGGCACUUCAACAUGUACAACGUGUUUGGCGAGGUGAUCAGUGUUGACGCUUGCAUCGUUAAAGGCUGUAACGACGAAUUUCUAUUUGGAGUGGACUUUAUGCGCACCCAUGGCUCUACCAUGGACUUCCACAACAACGAGAUACGCUACAGUGACGGUGGACUGCGCGUGGUCAUACCGUUCAAGACGUUUGACAAGGCCGGAGGUGCCAAGAUCGCUGUGGUGCGUAUGGCCAGGACGACGCGGUUGGACGGCACUGCUGUGACUCCGGUGGAGGUGGCGAUAACUGCAGACGACAGGGAGCAAGGGCUGUUCGUGCCAACGCAGCACGUCGGGCCUCUGAUGUUGGCGGCGACCGUGACGAGAGCGAAGAAUGGCAAGGCUUGGGUACUUGCGAUUAACUCGAGUGAUGAACAAACACGAUUACCGGUGAAGUGA
Molecule: messenger RNA, 525 nt
Organism: Phytophthora nicotianae INRA-310
Lineage: Eukaryota; Oomycota; Peronosporomycetes; Peronosporales; Peronosporaceae
Exons: 1
Coding region: 1-525 (174 amino acids)
Source: RefSeq, a predicted model, not a curated record